AUCGGGGAGCCCUCGGGAAGGACGGCGGGGAACGGGAGCGCCGGGAUCACCGGGACCGGGACGGGCCAUGGCGGUCGAGGGGGGGAUGAAGUGCGUGAAGUUCCUGGUUUUCUUCUUCAACUUCAUCUUCUGGGUAUGUGGUGUGGCCCUGAUUGCCAUCGGCAUCUACGCCCAGGUGGCCCUGAGUAAGGCCCUGGUGGUCAGCAGUGGCUCCUCGGCUGGGACCCCCGUGGCUAUCCUGGUCCUGGGCGUCAUCAUCUUCUUCAUCUCCUUCUUCGGCUGCUGCGGUGCCUGGAAGGAGAGUUACUGCAUGGUCACCACGUUUGCUGUCCUGCUCAGCAUUAUCUUCCUGGUGGAAAUCGCCGCUGCCAUCGCCGGAUACGUCUUCAAGGACAAGGUGCGCUCGGUGCUGAACGAGGGGCUGCAGGAGGCCAUGCACAAGUACGGAAAGGACCCAGCGGUGACCGAAGGGCUGGACGACCUCCAGAGGAACUUCAACUGCUGUGGGGCCAUCAACUACACGGACUGGGCCAACAUCGAGCAGUUCCAGGCCAAUGACACUGUGCCCAGGUCGUGCUGCCGCGUCAACACCACCACCUGCAACAUCCACCCCAGCCCUGCGACCGUCUACGCCAAGGGCUGCGUGCAGAGCAUCGAGGGGUGGAUGAAGAAGAACAUCCUGGUCGUGGCCGCAGUGGCUCUGGGCAUUGCCUUCUUUGAGAUCCUGGGCAUCAUCUUCGCCUGCUGCCUCAUGAGGGGCAUCCGCAGCGGCUAUGAGGUCAUGUAGCCACCCCAACACCCCCAGAGGUGCUCUGGGGUCCUGGGGGGUCCCCCUCGGCUCUGCCAGAGUGGGGUCCAUGUGCCAACAUCCCCCCGA
Messenger RNA from Empidonax traillii (willow flycatcher), 877 nucleotides. RefSeq names its product CD63 molecule (gene CD63). Bases 68 to 787 code for a protein of 239 amino acids. The transcript has 8 exons. The record is from RefSeq and is a predicted model, not a curated record. Lineage: Eukaryota; Metazoa; Chordata; Aves; Passeriformes; Tyrannidae. Gene Ontology annotation, cellular component: membrane.